Molecule: messenger RNA, 1734 nt
Organism: Symbiodinium sp. CCMP2592
Lineage: Eukaryota; Dinophyceae; Suessiales; Symbiodiniaceae
Source: the annotation of a GenBank genome assembly
AUGCAGAUCCUCUUCACCAGCAUCCUCCUUUCGCCUUCCUUCCUCGGCAACGGCUUCGAUGAGCAAGUCGAAGGGGCUCGGAUCUGGCGCCGGAGCUCUGCGCACGAUGCGAAGAACAUGGACCUGGCACAGAGGAGCCUGGCUACGCGCGUCUGCCACGAAGACGACUCCCUGAUCUUCUCCACGGGUCAGGCUGCGCUGGUGGGCGAGAUCAACAGCUUCCUGGGCCUCAGCACGCUGCAGUUCGAGGACUCCACUUUCGAGCCUGGGGUUCUGCUGGCAGUGCUUUGCAUCUUGCUGUGGAACUUGUGCAUCUACCGCGAGUUCCGCAGCAUCUGGUUCGUUUUGCAGGGCGUCUUCCUAAGUUCAGGAGCUUCAGAACGGCCUCUUUCUGGCCGACGUGCCGCAGCCAUGGCCUUCGUGUGUUUAGGCCGCGCAGCCAUUGGUGGUUCACUGCUCGUGGCAGGCAGCCUCUGGUUGGCCGGCACGACGUCCAUCACCGAACUCAUGUUGAACUCAGUGGCGCUCGAGGCCGUGUUGCACGUGGACGAGUUCAUCUUCUCCGGGCUUCUGCCGACCAGGCUGCAGCAGCAGAUUCAGGAGCUCCCUCCCGUGCAGGUGAGGCGCGCACGCCGCUGUCACCGUGCUGAGAACCUGGUGCUUGCAUCCCUCUUGGCUGCAUCGCUGCUGCUGCCUUACGCGCUCCUGCUGCGGCCCUUGUCGCAGCAGAUGCUGCUCGCGAAGCGGGAGCUCUGCUUCGGCGACUUGGACUUCGUCACCUCCGUCAACGACGGCCUGUCCCUGGGGUUCGUUACACGUAAAAUGGAGGACCAGGCCAACCAAACCAUCAGUGAGAUUGUGGCGGUGGACUUGGCCUUCCGGAACAAAUCUGAUCCUGACAGGGAGCGUCUUGUGUGGUUGUCGCAGGUCCCUUGUAUGAUUCCUUUGUGGGGCAGCCCGAAAGAAGCCACUCUGGAUGAGUUCGCAAGGGAGACUUCCUCCUGUUACUCGGCGGAUGAUGAUGCCGACUACUCAUCAGGCCUACUUCUCCCGGCCUUUCUGCGGAUGGCAGCAUUCCAGCUCGAACAAGAGAACGUGACGAGCUGUCAGGACAUGGAGCAGUUCUGUGACACGGUGACAGAGGCGGGGACUCUGCUGCGUAUGGCGUGCCCGAGAGUAUGUGGCUGCACGGAUCCCCUGGCGUCGCCUCUGCUGCGCGUGAAGAGGUGGGGCUGCUUCCAAGUCUGCAUCCAGGAGGCCUAUGGCUUCAGCCUGAACCCGGGUAACCCGCACUACUACGUGCCCCCGAGCUCCCCGCUGGCCUGCCGGGACGCAGCACCCGGACCCGGCUGGGUGAAGUUCUGGGAUGGGUACUUGGAAGCUGCUUCGAUCUAUGGGGGCUUCGACUACACUGGCCGCGCUGGCCUCAAUCCGGGGCUGGAGCUUUUCAUCGGCUGGGUGAAUUGGGCGAAGGUCGCCGGCUGCCCGGCUUUGCUGGCCAAUCCUGUAGAUGUGUUUAACAUCGAGUGGUGCAGGGGAAAUCCAGCUCUUUUCCGGCCUUUGGCCUGGUUUUGUCCAGAGACCUGUGGCUGUUCUUCUUCGGGCAAUCUCGAACGAGAUCGCUUCUGUUUUGGCUACGACCACUGCCCUGUGCAUGUAGCGCCGAACGACACCGUAGCAUUUUGGGGGAUGGCUGGCAAGUACGACUUUACCAAAAUCUUGGUCGUGCAUUGA